AUGGCCGCGACAAACCCCACCACGGCUAACCCGGCGGAGCCAAAGCCCAUCUCAGUGCUCUUCGUCUGUCUUGGAAAUAUCUGCCGCUCCCCCAUGGCCGAAGCCAUCUUCCGCCACCAGAUAACAACCACCGCUGCGCCCCCCGAGCUAGCAUUCUCCACAAUCGACUCCGCCGGCACUGGCGCAUACCACACCAAUUCCCCGCCGGAUCCACGCACCAUGUCCACCCUCCGCAACCACGGUAUCACCACCUACACCCACGCCGCCCGCAAGAUCAAGAAGCAGGAUUUCUUCGCCUUCGACUACAUACUCGCGAUGGACAGCGAGAAUCUGGAGAACCUAGCGUACGAGCGACGGCGGGCUGUUCGGGGUGACAAACAAAGUGGCCAAGACGAUGCGGAGGCGGAGGCUGCGGGGGCAGGGGCAGGGGCGAAAAUUGCGGAGGUCAGGCUCAUUGGCGAUUUCUCGUCUGAUGGGAGCGUGACGGCGAGGCCUGGCGAGGGGGAGGUGGUGGGGGAUCCGUAUUAUGGAGGCAAAGAAGGGUUUGAGGUGAUUUAUGCCCAGCUUGUGAGGCUUUGCCAGGGGUUUUUGAAGUUUCUUGCCAGAGAGGCUAAGAGAAGGGCGCGGGGGCUUGAUUGA
This is a messenger RNA of Histoplasma mississippiense, 639 nucleotides long. Its product is annotated as low molecular weight phosphotyrosine protein phosphatase. The record is from RefSeq and is a predicted model, not a curated record. Gene Ontology annotation, biological process: protein dephosphorylation. The transcript has 2 exons. Gene Ontology annotation, molecular function: protein tyrosine phosphatase activity. The coding region runs from base 1 to 639 and encodes 212 amino acids. Lineage: Eukaryota; Fungi; Ascomycota; Eurotiomycetes; Onygenales; Ajellomycetaceae.